Molecule: messenger RNA, 754 nt
Organism: Eptesicus fuscus (big brown bat)
Lineage: Eukaryota; Metazoa; Chordata; Mammalia; Chiroptera; Vespertilionidae
Gene: FAM3B
Product: FAM3 metabolism regulating signaling molecule B
Exons: 8
Coding region: 1-741 (246 amino acids)
Source: RefSeq, a predicted model, not a curated record
AUGGCGCGGGCGCGGAGGCUCCUGGCGCGCAGAGACCGCAGGCGGAGGCUGGGCACCCUGAGAGCCGUGCUCUUCAUCUUCGCCUCCGUGUGCGCCUGGUACUCCGGGUACCUGCUGGCAGAGCUCAUCCCAGACGCGCCCCUGUCCAGUGCCAUCUACAGCAUCCGGAGCAUCGGGGAGAGGCCCAUCCUCAAAGCCCCAGCCCCCAAGAGGCAAAAAUGCGACCUCAGGGCCCCCUGCCCCCCGAACACCUACGCUUACCGGUUGCUCAGCGGCAGGGGCACGGACAGCUACGCCAAAAUCUGCUUUGAGGACGAGCUGCUCAUAGGAAAAAAGAUUGGAAAUGUUGGGAGAGGAAUCAAUAUUGCCAUUGUCGAUUAUGUGACCGGGAAAGCGAUAGCAGCGCGGUAUUUUGAUAUGUACGAAGGAGAUAACUCCGGACCCAUGACCCAGUUCAUUCAGGGCGCACCUGCGAAGUCCCUGCUCUUCAUGGUGACCCACGAUGACGGCAGCACCCAGCUGCAGGAGGACGCCAAGGAGACCAUAGAAGCUCUUGGAAGCAAAGAAAUCAGGAACAUGCGGUUCAGGUCCACCUGGGUCUUUCUUACAGCGAAGGGCUUUGAACUUCCUGCAGGACUUCAGAGAGAGAAGAUCAACCACUCUGAUGAUGCAAAGGACAGUGGCUCGGGCUGGCCUGCAGAAGUACAGAUAGAAGGCUGUGUACCGAAGGAGUCAAGCUAACCUUGUGCAGACU